This is a messenger RNA of Staurois parvus, 336 nucleotides long. Lineage: Eukaryota; Metazoa; Chordata; Amphibia; Anura; Ranidae. The record is from the annotation of a GenBank genome assembly.
ACGCAAACUGUUGCAGGGAAAUCUCCCCAUUGUGGGAGGGGCAGAGACGCACACUACUGGGGGAAAUCUCCCCAUUGUGGGAGGGGCAGAGACACACUACUGGGGGAAAUCUCCCCAUUGUGGGAGGGGCAGAGACACAAAACUACUGGGGGGAAAUCUCCCCAUUGUGGGAGGGGCGAGGACACAAACUACUGGGGGGAAAUCUCCCCAUUGUGGGAGGGGCAGAGACACAAACUACUGGGGGGAAAUCUCCCCAUUGUGGGAGGGGCGGAGACACAAACUACUGGGGGAAAUCUCCCCAUUGUGGGAGGGGCGAGGACACAAACUACUAGGGAA